Molecule: messenger RNA, 6070 nt
Organism: Patiria miniata (bat star)
Lineage: Eukaryota; Metazoa; Echinodermata; Asteroidea; Valvatida; Asterinidae
Exons: 2
Coding region: 859-1758 (299 amino acids)
Source: RefSeq, a predicted model, not a curated record
CAGGGCCAAGUUUUACUUGUAGUUUUUACUGUAUUUUUUUGUAGUGUUUUAGGAUAGGAGUAGGUCCCCUGAAUAAAUCACCCCUUUUAUUAGAUGUCCCCUACCCUUUCAUAGAAGUGUGUACCCCUGAUUAGCUUUCCCCAGUAACAGUUCACAUUGUAUGUAAAUUGUUCCCAUGCCAUUGGUUCCCCCUGUCUCAAGACCAUGUGCCCUGCCCACCCUGUAAGACCACAGACCCCUCAUGAUCAGUAGCAGACCAGCGGCAGUAGAGAGAGGGCCGUGCAUUUUAUUACCUCUCUUUCCCCCUUGAUUUUCUUGGGUGCGCUUUGCCCUGUGUGAGAGUUUAUCUGCUCGAGUUAUUGAUUUUCUGCCAGCAGUGUCUUUAAGGUCUACUAAUAUACACACUGUGUUGGUUUGAGUCUUUGGUUUUAGGUUUAAGUUUUUGGUCUUCAUCUUUUGUUUUGAUUUUGAUUUGAAGUUCUUGUAAAUAAAUUCCUUUUGUCUUUUUUUGUUCGAAAUCUAGAAUUGUUUCCCUUGUCCCUAUUAAUUCAGUCUCCUCGCGCCUUUUCUCUUCAAAGAUCCUGAGUUUAGUUUGGUUAGAAUCCCCAUAGUUGUAUUAGUUUUCGCGAGUUCCCCAGGUGUGUCAUUUUUCCAGGUUACAUUUUUUUCUAUUUUUGGUGGAAGAUCCGGGUAGGGAAUAUAUUUUUUUAGUAAAAUUUAGCCAGGAAUUGUUUUGAUAGGGACGACAGGCAUUUUUUCAAAGGUUUUUUUCUGUCUUUGGUGGUCAGUUUAGAUAAGUCAAGUAAUAGAGUCUAUAAACCAACACAGUGUUGUUAUAUUGGUGGAUCGGACAAGUACAUGAUGGUGGAUGUCAGGACUCCACUCCAGCUCUGUGGUUUCGACCCAGUACCUGCUGAAACCUGCAACCUUGAAGUCCCUGAUGUGCAGCCACAGUCUGAGAUGCUGAGACUCCUGCAGCACCAGUCCAGUAUGCAAGAGGUUAUUCUGCAGCAAUUUCGGCAGAUAAACGCACUCAAGGAGAUGAUGCGGCAGGUGAUGGGCGAACAGAUGAGGCAGAGAUGCUACAUACAUAGUCUGGAGUGCGCCCUGUCAGAUGUUAAGGUGAAUCAGCGUCCCCCAAAUCAGCCAGUUCCAGAAGUCCCCAUCCCACAUCGGCCAGUACCGAAAACCCCCAACCCGCAGCCAGUGCACGAAGUCCCUAAGCCCAUCCCCCAGCCAGCGCCAGAAACACACGCAAGCACCCCUGAUGAGGCGACACAGGCCAGCUCUCAGGGAGGUAUGAGUUCCGAAAGGAUAAGCCUCAGGGAAGCUCAGCUGAAAGAUCCCGCAAUCAGGCGGGUUGUUGAGCUCAAGACGGCAAGCCCCCUGAUGACAAGGAGGCAAAUGUCCCAAGAAACCAGAGUGGUGCAGAAGUUGCUAGGAGUAUGGCGUCGACUAGAGGUGAAGGGAGGACUUCUGAUGUACAAGAAGGGCGGCGGGAAGGCUACAUGUAGAUACCUGGCAGUGGUUCCCCGACAGCAGAGAGAGGAAGUGUUUCAUAGUCUCCACGAAAGCAUGGACAAGUUCGGCUAUGGAAGAAUCCUGAAGCUUGUCAAGGACAGGUAUUAUUGGCCUAGUCUUCAUAAUGAAGCAAUGGCAUACAUGAGGUGUCAUCGCAGGGGCGUACAGCGAAACGGGAGAGAAGCGUCCGGUGAGAUCUCACCGCCUCCAGAGUUCCGGGAUGACAGAGGACCCUGAUCACUGUAUUUUUGUCUAGUUUAAAUUUGUGGUUGACUUAAAUGUCCUCAAUAAUGUAUUGAAGCGUAUUGUGUAUUUUAGCAUUUUGUUUGUUUGUUUUAAUCAUGUUUAAUUGAAUUAAGUUGAUUUUUAUUGCCAUUGCUGGGGACAGCAAUAUUUUAAAGAUGGCGUGAGUGUGGCAGGGCCAAGUUUUACUUGUAGUUUUUACUGUAUUUUUUUGUAGUGUUUUAGGAUAGGAGUAGGUCCCCUGAAUAAAUCACCCCUUUUAUUAGAUGUCCCCUACCCUUUCAUAGAAGUGUGUACCCCUGAUUAGCUUUCCCCAGUAACAGUUCACAUUGUAUGUAAAUUGUUCCCAUGCCAUUGGUUCCCCCUGUCUCAAGACCAUGUGCCCUGCCCACCCUGUAAGACCACAGACCCCUCAUGAUCAGUAGCAGACCAGCGGCAGUAGAGAGAGGACCGUGCAUUUUAUUACCUCUCUUUCCCCCUUGAUUUUCUUGGGUGCGCUUUGCCCUGUGUGAGAGUUUAUCUGCUCGAGUUAUUGGUGAGUUCUGAUAUAUGUUUUUUGUAUUUUCUCAUUAAGUGUAUUAUUAAGUUUUUUUUAGAAGUUUUGAUCUGUUUUGGUAUUGUUCAGAGUUUUGACAAUCAAGUUUUAUAGAAUUCCUGAACAGCCUUGUAAGUUGUAGGAAUUAUCACUUGAAGUUUUGAGAUUGGGUUUAUUUAGAAAUUAUUUGAAGAAAGUUAGCUUGUAUUGUUUGAUUUUGAUUGAUCAGGAUCAUUAGACAUGUUAGAGUUCUGUUAUUUUCGAGGAAAACUGUGUUGUCAGAAGUUUGAUUUAUUUCAUUGACUUAAUUUCCGAGGAAUGACUUGGAUAGAUGCAUUGCAUUGCCUUUUUCUUUUGACAUCUGAUUUCAGUAUUUUGGAUGGUGUUUUCUUCACCUUUAUUGUUUUAUUGUACAUGUAUAAAGCCAAGAGGAGUGGUUUUCCCACAGACUUCUUACUGAUUAGUUUGCCAUGUUUAUUCAUUAGUUAGACUUGUCCAAGCUGUUCAUUUACUGUAGACUUGCAUUUCCUUUAUUUUGUAUUUAGCCACCUGUUUCAUUUAGUUAUUCUUAUCUGCUUUGGACCUGUGCAAGUUUACUAUUCAGGAAUGUUGAAUUACCCCCUUGGUGAUUAGUCCCACCUGGCAUUCAGAAGACAGGGACCACUGUUUAUCUUGCUCAUUAGGUAUUCACGAGAAAUUGUAGUGUUCUUGGCAAGAGUGUAUAGUAGUUCCACAUGGCAUUGUUUAUAUUACUUUAGACCUAGUGUAGCUUGAGUUGUUUGCAUUGUUUACUGUUUUUUAUUAUGUUCUUUACUCUCUUAUCUUGUUUUACAGAUUUUCUGCCAGAAGUGUCUUUAAGGUCUACUAAUAUACACACUGUGUUGGUUUGAGUCUUUGGUUUUAGGUUUAAGUUUUUGGUCUUCAUCUUUUGUUUUGAUUUUGAUUUGAAGUUCUUGUAAAUAAAUUCCUUUUGUCUUUUUUUGUUCGAAAUCUAGAAUUGUUUCCCUUGUCCCUAUUAAUUCAGUCUCCUCGCGCCUUUUCUCUUCAAAGAUCCUGAGUUUAGUUUGGUUAGAAUCCCCAUAGUUGUAUUAGUUUUCGCGAGUUCCCCAGGUGUGUCAUUUUUCCAGGUUACAUUUUUUUCUAUUUUUGGUGGAAGAUCCGGGUAGGGAAUAUAUUUUUUUUAGUAAAAUUUAGCCAGGAAUUGUUUUGAUAGGGACGACAGGCAUUUUUUCAAAGGUUUUUUUUCUGUCUUUGGUGGUCAGUUUAGAUAAGUCAAGUAAUAGAGUCUAUAAACCAACACAGUGUUGUUAUAUUGGUGGAUCGGACAAGUACAUGAUGGUGGAUGUCAGGACUCCACUCCAGCUCUGUGGUUUCGACCCAGUACCUGCUGAAACCUGCAACCUUGAAGUCCCUGAUGUGCAGCCACAGUCUGAGAUGCUGAGACUCCUGCAGCACCAGUCCAGUAUGCAAGAGGUUAUUCUGCAGCAAUUUCGGCAGAUAAACGCACUCAAGGAGAUGAUGCGGCAGGUGAUGGGCGAACAGAUGAGGCAGAGAUGCUACAUACAUAGUCUGGAGUGCGCCCUGUCAGAUGUUAAGGUGAAUCAGCGUCCCCCAAAUCAGCCAGUUCCAGAAGUCCCCAUCCCACAUCGGCCAGUACCGAAAACCCCCAACCCGCAGCCAGUGCACGAAGUCCCUAAGCCCAUCCCCCAGCCAGCGCCAGAAACACACGCAAGCACCCCUGAUGAGGCGACACAGGCCAGCUCUCAGGGAGGUAUGAGUUCCGAAAGGAUAAGCCUCAGGGAAGCUCAGCUGAAAGAUCCCGCAAUCAGGCGGGUUGUUGAGCUCAAGACGGCAAGCCCCCUGAUGACAAGGAGGCAAAUGUCCCAAGAAACCAGAGUGGUGCAGAAGUUGCUAGGAGUAUGGCGUCGACUAGAGGUGAAGGGAGGACUUCUGAUGUACAAGAAGGGCGGCGGGAAGGCUACAUGUAGAUACCUGGCAGUGGUUCCCCGACAGCAGAGAGAGGAAGUGUUUCAUAGUCUCCACGAAAGCAUGGACAAGUUCGGCUAUGGAAGAAUCCUGAAGCUUGUCAAGGACAGGUAUUAUUGGCCUAGUCUUCAUAAUGAAGCAAUGGCAUACAUGAGGUGUCAUCGCAGGGGCGUACAGCGAAACGGGAGAGAAGCGUCCGGUGAGAUCUCACCGCCUCCAGAGUUCCGGGAUGACAGAGGACCCUGAUCACUGUAUUUUUGUCUAGUUUAAAUUUGUGGUUGACUUAAAUGUCCUCAAUAAUGUAUUGAAGCGUAUUGUGUAUUUUAGCAUUUUGUUUGUUUGUUUUAAUCAUGUUUAAUUGAAUUAAGUUGAUUUUUAUUGCCAUUGCUGGGGACAGCAAUAUUUUAAAGAUGGCGUGAGUGUGGCAGGGCCAAGUUUUACUUGUAGUUUUUACUGUAUUUUUUUGUAGUGUUUUAGGAUAGGAGUAGGUCCCCUGAAUAAAUCACCCCUUUUAUUAGAUGUCCCCUACCCUUUCAUAGAAGUGUGUACCCCUGAUUAGCUUUCCCCAGUAACAGUUCACAUUGUAUGUAAAUUGUUCCCAUGCCAUUGGUUCCCCCUGUCUCAAGACCAUGUGCCCUGCCCACCCUGUAAGACCACAGACCCCUCAUGAUCAGUAGCAGACCAGCGGCAGUAGAGAGAGGACCGUGCAUUUUAUUACCUCUCUUUCCCCCUUGAUUUUCUUGGGUGCGCUUUGCCCUGUGUGAGAGUUUAUCUGCUCGAGUUAUUGGUGAGUUCUGAUAUAUGUUUUUUGUAUUUUCUCAUUAAGUGUAUUAUUAAGUUUUUUUUAGAAGUUUUGAUCUGUUUUGGUAUUGUUCAGAGUUUUGACAAUCAAGUUUUAUAGAAUUCCUGAACAGCCUUGUAAGUUGUAGGAAUUAUCACUUGAAGUUUUGAGAUUGGGUUUAUUUAGAAAUUAUUUGAAGAAAGUUAGCUUGUAUUGUUUGAUUUUGAUUGAUCAGGAUCAUUAGACAUGUUAGAGUUCUGUUAUUUUCGAGGAAAACUGUGUUGUCAGAAGUUUGAUUUAUUUCAUUGACUUAAUUUCCGAGGAAUGACUUGGAUAGAUGCAUUGCAUUGCCUUUUUCUUUUGACAUCUGAUUUCAGUAUUUUGGAUGGUGUUUUCUUCACCUUUAUUGUUUUAUUGUACAUGUAUAAAGCCAAGAGGAGUGGUUUUCCCACAGACUUCUUACUGAUUAGUUUGCCAUGUUUAUUCAUUAGUUAGACUUGUCCAAGCUGUUCAUUUACUGUAGACUUGCAUUUCCUUUAUUUUGUAUUUAGCCACCUGUUUCAUUUAGUUAUUCUUAUCUGCUUUGGACCUGUGCAAGUUUACUAUUCAGGAAUGUUGAAUUACCCCCUUGGUGAUUAGUCCCACCUGGCAUUCAGAAGACAGGGACCACUGUUUAUCUUGCUCAUUAGGUAUUCACGAGAAAUUGUAGUGUUCUUGGCAAGAGUGUAUAGUAGUUCCACAUGGCAUUGUUUAUAUUACUUUAGACCUAGUGUAGCUUGAGUUGUUUGCAUUGUUUACUGUUUUUUUAUUAUGUUCUUUACUCUCUUAUCUUGUUUUACAGAUUUUCUGCCAGAAGUGUCUUUAAGGUCUACUAAUAUACACACUGUGUUGGUUUGAGUCUUUGGUUUUAGGUUUAAGUUUUUGGUCUUCAUCUUUUGUUUUGAUUUUGAUUUGAAGUUCUUGUAAAUAAAUUCCUUUUGUCUUUUUUUGUUCGAAAUCUAGAA